Rotaria sordida is the source of this 1434-nucleotide messenger RNA. Lineage: Eukaryota; Metazoa; Rotifera; Eurotatoria; Philodinida; Philodinidae. The record is from the annotation of a GenBank genome assembly.
AUGUAUUAUCCAACUUUUGUGCAAUCAACACCUGCCGGAACAUGGCCGAAUACAUAUCAAAUCAAUCCUCAACAGCAACAACAAACUAUACCUACUGUAUAUUAUCAAGUACCUACAGUUCCUGUUCCCUCUCUGCCUACUACAACAGUACCUGAAGUCUUUGUUUCACAACAACAAGUACCUACUGUAUAUUAUCAAACACCUUCAGUUGCUGUUCCUUCUCUACCCAGUAUAACAGCAUCUGAAGCCAUUGUUUCACAACAACAAGUACCUACUAUAUAUUAUCAAACACCUUCAAUUGCUGUUCCUCCUCUAUCCAGUACAACAGCACCUGAAGUCACUGUUUCACAACAACCAAUACCUACUGUAUAUUAUCAAACACCUUCAGUUACUGUUCCUCCUAUUCCGACUACAACAACUUCUCAAACGAAUAUUCAACAACAACCGCACAGUACUUCGACAACAACAACAAAAACAACAACAACUCGAAUACUCAAUUCAACAACUUUACCAACAAUAGACAAAAAUUUUGUUACUGAAGAAAUAAAAACUACAAUAACUGCUACAAAACCAGAAACACCAGCAAUACAAACAAUCACUACUUCAACAGCUACAAAUGUUCCUCAAGUAACAACCGUUGAAACAACUACAAUUCCAGAAAGACCACAAAAUCAAUCUCGUCGUCUAAAAAGUCUUUCAACAUCGACAUAUUCAAGUAGUCCAACAAUUUCUACUCAUUCCACUAUUACUCCACAACCUGAAAUUGUCAAACAACCGGUUCUUGUUCUUCCACCACAAAUACCUAUUCAAACAACAACAACAGCAACUAUACCACCACAAAUACCUAUUCAAACAGCAACUAUAGUCCCACCUGUACAUCGUGUCAUACAUCGUCCAUAUGAUCAUCGACCACAUACACCUAGUGGUUAUUAUUCAUCUGAUCUUGAUUAUGGAAAACGAAAAAUUUACAAAACAGAUUAUAAAUAUCGUCAUUUUUAUUGUUGUAAUUUAUGUAAAGGUCGUUGUGAUUUACAUAAUCGUUCAUAUAGUUGUUGUGAAUGGUUUUAUGGAUGUCCUUUAUGGGGAUUAAUUUUAUGUGGAUUAUUUUUUCUUACUUUACUUAUAACAUUUCUUACAUUAUUUAGUUUACAACCAUCAAUAAAUUCAACACGUCGUACUGAAACAGCUGAAACACGUUUAUUAAAUCGUACACAAAUUAUUUAUGGAUUUUAUAAAAAUUGUGGUUAUCAAAUAAAUGCAACAUUUGAUACACCAACUACACUUAUUUUAUGUACAAAUACAGCAACAACAUCAACUGCACGUAUAGAAUUAUCAUCAUUUUAUACAGUAAUAAGUAGAACAAAUUCUUAUUCUUAUAGUAAAAUAUUAAUUUUAAUUUUAUUGUUUACUUGUUUUGAAAAUUUUCGAAUUUAA